AUAAUCGUUGGCAAUUGCAUUAGUUGAACUGCAAACGUUGUUAACUGAACUAUAGCAAUAUGAAGUUCCUUUCAAUUAUAUUCGUGCUGGGUCUGUUGGCUUUGGCCAGUGCUUCUCCCUUGAAACCAGAUGUGGUCAUCAAUGGCGAUUGUCGCAAAUGUAAUGUUCAUGGAGGCUAGAAGCUGAUAAUGAUAAGCGAUGAUAAGAAUAAUCCAAAAUCAUAAAGUAUAUUAUACUACAUUUUUGGUCAAUAAAAUGUAAAUUUGUCAGGCAAAAUGUUAAAUGUCGAUUUGUAUAAUUAUUACUGACUAACUGAUUAAUUAACAGUCAUCAGUCGAUAAAGAAGUUCCAGUUGUGACCAA
Molecule: messenger RNA, 362 nt
Organism: Drosophila innubila
Lineage: Eukaryota; Metazoa; Arthropoda; Insecta; Diptera; Drosophilidae
Product: bomanin-1-like
Exons: 2
Coding region: 60-179 (39 amino acids)
Biological process (GO): defense response
Source: RefSeq, a predicted model, not a curated record